AUGUGCGCUCUGUCGAGUGGUGAAAAUGACCCUCCCAACGACCAGCAGCAUCAAGCACAGCAGGAGCAGCAGCAGCCGCAGGCGAAGCGCGCACGCGUUGCACAGCAGCGGCCACCACCCGCUGCGCGCCGCCCCUGCGCCCCCCGCCCCGGCCUCUUCGCGGCCGCCGCCGGCUGCCCCUCAACCGGCGUCCACGUCUUUGGCGGCCUGGAGGCACGGCAGUCCACCGUCAAGGCGACCGCCGAUGACGCAUGGCUGAGCGAGGGCGGCCCGAUGCGCCAGGAGCCCGAUUUCAGCCGCGUCAUCACAAAGCCUGCUGACCUGGCCGCCAGCGCGCGUGUGCAGCGCGUCGCGCCCAUCAGCAUGCGAGGUGGCGGCAAUAGCGUUGGAGACGAGGAUGCCGACGGCAGCGAGGGAGGCGAGGGCAGGGGGGAUCGGGACGGCGGCGGCGCGUGGCGCAUGCACGAGGCGCGGCACCAGCUGUCUUGCGGGCUAGUGGGACAUUCCGCGGCGCUGUACAAAGGGCGUGUGUACAUAUUUGGGGGGCAGCUGGACGAGCGCGCAGCGGACUACGCACGCUCGUCUGACGCCCCCACCGGCGCUUCCGUCUGCUGCGGCGCGCUGCGCGGCUACGCUGUCACGCGCCAGGGCCUGCAAAUGCCGGGCGGCGCGGAGCAGCUGCCAGUGGUGUCGGACACCGUGCCCCAAAACGGCGAGCCGCCCGGCCCCAGGAUGCACCACAGCGUGGCGGUUGAUGAGGAGGGGGGCACCAUGUACCUGUACGGCGGCGUCACAUUCACGCGCGCGUCCGGGCAGAGGCGGCCGGCCGACGCGAAGGCCGGGCUGGUGCACGCCUACCGCUUCGCGACGGGCACCUGGCAGCGGCUGGCGACGGAGGGUGCGCGCGGGUUGCUCGGCGGCGGGGACUACCCAGUUAGCACGACCCUGCUGGCCCUUGCAUUCCACAAGGGCGCCCUAUGGGCGCUGCCACAGCUCCCGCCGCCCUCGGCGGGGGCGCUGCCGUCGCGGGCGCGGGCCGCCGGCUACCGCCUCCACCGGCUUGACCCUCUCAGCCGGCGGUGGACCGUGGUGGCCACACAGGGCGCCGGGCCCCCGCCGCGCUGCGAGUCGGCCGCGGCGUUGCUGGCGGACUGCGGCCGGCUUGUGGUGUUUGGCGGCCGCGCGUUGGCGCAGCCGCGCGGGUUGCUGUCUGAUGCGUACUGCCUGGACUUGGAGAGCGACCCCCCCGCCUGGACCCAGCUGCAGCCGUGGCUGACCUGCACCCAACACGCAGACAGCGGCCGCCGGCAUGCGCAGCAGGCGGCGGGCGGCGGCGGCGGCGGCGGCAUGCUGGCGGUGGCGGGGCACGGGGGGGCGGCGCUGGGUGGGCGGGCGGUGUUUGUGGGCGGCUGCAGGCGGCACGACCUGCAGGAGCCAGAGGCGGUGGUUCAGGUGCUGGAGCGCGCCGUGGUGCCCCCAACGCCGGACGCGGCCGGCGCGAGCGAGGCGUCUAAGGCCCGCCAGCACUGCCGGCAGCAGCUUGCCAAGAUGCUGCGGCAGGCGGGCGGCGGCGGCGCGCAGGCGCGUUGGUGCGGCAGCGGGCGGCUGGGAAAGAGGGACGGGCGAGGAGCCAUGUCAGCCGAGGGUGUGCUGCUGGUGCCGAGCGGGGGCGGCACGCCUGUGCGGCUGCCGGCCGUGCUGCUGGCCCUGCACUCGCGCCUCUUCCUGGACAUGCACCAGUCCGGCAUGUUUGACAGCGACGGCGGCGACGGCGGCGGCGUCAUCGGCGGCGCUGCUCCCGCCCACGCAGCUCAGGUGCCGGUCGAGGGCGUGGGCGCGGGGGAGCUGCGGCUGCUGUGCCGGUGGCUGGCGGGCCUGGCUUGCCUUGACGCGCUGCCGCUGGCCGACCUCGCACGGGUCCAUCUGGCUGCUGACCGCCUGAUCAUGGAGGGGCUCAUGGCAGAGUCGCUGGGGCUACUGCUCAGCGCGCGGCCGGGCGACCAUGCCGGUGCGGCUGCGCUGCUGCGGCUGGCAGCGGAGCUGUCGCACCGGCCAGGGCUCCAGGAGGUCGGCGACAGGGCGGAGCAGCUGCUGGCCGACGCAGCCACCCCACACAACGCGGCGCAAACCAUGGAGCUUGCCGUCGCCUGCGGCCGGGCUGCCCUGAGGGCCGCCUGCCUGGUGUGGCUCAACAGCACGACCAAGGGGCGGCUGCUUUGGCAUGCAGACACCGUGGUGGCUGUCACGGAGCAGCACUGUCUUUCAGCAAACGCCGGAGCACAGGGAGCAGCCGAGGGUAAAGCAGCAGCAGGAGGAGCUGAGACGGCGGGGAGCGGCUCGAGUGUGGGCAGCGGCGGCAAAAUUGUGGCGGCCGCUGCACGACAGCUGCCUGUGAUCGAGAUGCUGGAGAGGGACCUUCUGGCUGAGCAGCAGCCCGCAGGACUCAAGCAGCUGGGGAGCUAUGUAGCAGCUGCCGAGCGGCUGCGGCUAGUGCGGCUCAGGGACGGGCUCCUGCAGGCAGUAGCUGGGCAGUGGAGCGCGCUCGCGACCGGGCAGCCCCAGCUGCUGCGUGCGCUCAACGAGCAGCACCCGGCAUUCAUGGCGGACGCGGCGCGCCGAGCCGGGAGCGGCAGGAGUCACAAUGGCGCAGAAGAGGCUGCCCAUGAACCAGUUUUUGACGACGUGGAUGCACUGUUUGAUUGA
Monoraphidium neglectum is the source of this 2703-nucleotide messenger RNA. RefSeq lists its product as hypothetical. The record is from RefSeq and is a predicted model, not a curated record. The transcript has 13 exons. Gene Ontology annotation, molecular function: protein binding. Lineage: Eukaryota; Viridiplantae; Chlorophyta; Chlorophyceae; Sphaeropleales; Selenastraceae. The coding region runs from base 1 to 2703 and encodes 900 amino acids.